Saccostrea cuccullata (small rock oyster) is the source of this 1309-nucleotide messenger RNA. Its product is annotated as integumentary mucin A.1-like. The transcript has 2 exons. The record is from RefSeq and is a predicted model, not a curated record. NCBI's taxonomy places the organism in Eukaryota, Metazoa, Mollusca, Bivalvia, Ostreida, Ostreidae. The coding region runs from base 257 to 1249 and encodes 330 amino acids.
UCAGUCACCAUUAGUAUCCGCUACUGCUACAACAACCAGUGUAUUAACAACAUCCCAGAGAGCUACAGCAGCGAACACUUCACCAACAACAGUCUUAGAAUCAACUACCACAAAGACAACACCAACAUCUUCUCCUGCGUCUCAAGUAGAAACAAUCGAAAGCACAACAUUAACACAACAGGCAUCCUCGACAACAUUGGAUAGCACAGUUUUAACGCAGGAACUGUCUUCAACGGCGAUCGAAACCACAACUUCAAUGCAACAGCCACCUUCAACAACACAAGAUAGUACAUCUUCCACUCAGCAUUUAUCAACUGUAGAAACAAUCGAGAGCACAAAAUUAACGCAACAAGCACCUUCGACGACAUUGAAUAGCACAGUUCUAACGCAAGAACUUUCUUCAACGACUAUCGAAACCACAACUUCAAUGCAACAGCCACCUUCAACAACACAAGAUAGUACAUCUUCCACUCAGCAUUUAUCAACUGUAGAAACAAUCGAGAGCACAUCAUUAACGCAACAAGCACCUUCGACGACAUUGAAUAGCACAGUUCUAACGCAAGAACUUUCUUCAACGACUAUCGAAACCACAACUUCAAUGCAACAGCCACCUUCAACAACACAAGAUAGUACAUCUCCCACUCAGCAUUUAUCAACUGUAGAAACAAUCGAGAGCACAUCAUUAACGCAACAAGCAUCUUCGAAGACACUGGAUAGCACAGUUCUAACGCAAGAACUGUCUUCAACGACAAUCGAAACCACACCUUCAAUGCAACAGCCACCUUCAACAACACAAGAUAGUACAUCUUCCACUCAGCAUUUAUCAACUGUAGACUCUCCAACAACUUCAACGCAACAAGUAUCUUUAUCAACAACAGAGGAUAUAACUUCAUCUCAACCGCAUUCAUCAACCUUAGUAAUAGAAAGCACAACUACACCUAAACAAUCGACAACAACUGUAGUAACUACCACGGAUCUCAGUUACUUAGACAGACUGGGGUUUACUCCAACUACGUUUGCUGCAAUGACAACAGGGGUGUCUUUCCUCAUUUUAGUUACAAUAGGCAUAUGUGUUUUACUUGUGUAUAUUAUACAUAGAAAAAACAAAUUAAAACGUGAACCUCAAAAGAAAUAUAAAAGGGAUGAGACUUGCAACAAGAAUGAUAAGAGAAAUGUAUACAAUUCAAGAAGUUAUGCUAUAGCAUUCAAUGCAAAAAAUCGCAAGCCUUUAUUUUAUUAUUACUGGUGAUACAAAAUGAAUAUAGGACGCAAUAGUCCGACCCCGAUGGUUUGGCACGCCAAAGUCCGA